Molecule: messenger RNA, 1065 nt
Organism: Trichoderma harzianum CBS 226.95
Lineage: Eukaryota; Fungi; Ascomycota; Sordariomycetes; Hypocreales; Hypocreaceae
Exons: 3
Coding region: 144-983 (279 amino acids)
Biological process (GO): eisosome assembly; endocytosis; negative regulation of protein kinase activity
Cellular component (GO): plasma membrane; eisosome filament
Molecular function (GO): lipid binding
Source: RefSeq, a predicted model, not a curated record
CCAUGGGAAACACACUAUUGAAGCUAUUCAGCUCGUCCAUGUAUAAAACGGAAAUCAAGGCCUAGGUGGAAGGAACAUUGGAUCUAGUACUCCUGCGAAUUAUAUCAUAACGCCACCCGCAGUCCCAAGAAUUUACCUGCUAAAUGAAAGCUAACGUCAUGAUGAACCGCGCUCUUUCCAUCCGCACCAAGAACAAAUCUACCCCCUCAAAGGGCCAUGGUCGUGGUCGUGGGUUUUCUUUCCUCUCCCUGCGCGAGUCCGUUCAGCCUGAGCUCUCUCGCAAGCUGUUCCGUCUGAUCAAGCUCGAGAAUGAUCUCAUUCACACACACGAGGCUGCGGGUCGCGAGCGUACGGCCAUCGCCACGCAGCUCUCCGAAUGGGGUGAGCAGACCAGCGAUGAGGCAGUCAACGACAUUUCCGACAAGAUUGGCGUUAUCCUAAGUGAGAUGGGUGGAUUGGAGGAAACGUACGUUAAUUCGCUGGACUUGUCGCGCACUCAUCUCAAGAUGAUCCGCGACACCGAGAGGAGCGUUCAACCAAGCCGCGAUGGAAAGAGCAAGCUUUACGACGAGUUCCAGAAGCUCAAGGCGAAGGAGCCUCAGAGUGCCAGGCUAGUCUUGCUAGAGCAGGAGCUUGUUAGAGCAGAGGCCGAGAAUCUAGUCGCCGAGGCGCAGUUGACAAACGUUACUCGGCAAAGGCUCAAAGAAGCAUACGAUGUCGAGUUCAGCGCAAUCAUAGAACGCGCCGAGAAGCAAAUCAUUUUGGCCAAGCAUGGUCGUCGUCUCCUGGAGCUUCUAGACGAUAAGGCGCUGUCGCCGGGAGAUGUUCGCAUGCCCUAUGAAAACGGCGCUCAGGCUCGUCAGGUGCUGAACGAUGCUGAAGAUGAUCUCAAGGAAUGGCAACCAGAGCACCACCACAAGGCUGUAAGCGAAAACGGAUCAGAGACAUCCAAGGGCAAGAGUCCGGUCGAACCAAGUGCUUAGGCAGUGCUGUGAGAUGAAGCCGGGGGUCACGACUUUGUAUGACUUUGACUCGGGAAAAUGCUUUUAUUUGUGUCUUCUUCCC